Molecule: messenger RNA, 1755 nt
Organism: Tribolium castaneum (red flour beetle)
Lineage: Eukaryota; Metazoa; Arthropoda; Insecta; Coleoptera; Tenebrionidae
Gene: Nmt
Product: N-myristoyl transferase
Exons: 3
Coding region: 214-1620 (468 amino acids)
Biological process (GO): N-terminal peptidyl-glycine N-myristoylation
Cellular component (GO): cytoplasm
Molecular function (GO): glycylpeptide N-tetradecanoyltransferase activity
Source: RefSeq, a predicted model, not a curated record
ACGUUUAGUAAUUUUUAUUGCAGUUGGUUGGCUACGCUGACCUAGUCCUUAACCAAAUAUCCGAAUUUCAUCACGUAAACCCAAUUAUAGUGCUGUGUAAUUAGCUUUUAACUUAAAUUAUUUCACCCCCCGACUGUUUUAUAUAUACAAAGUGAUAGCGUUCUUAUAAAUUAGUGCCCCUUUGUGACAUUUGUCAUUUUGUCACCUGUCAUCAUGUCUGACAAGAACGUUCGCAAAGAGUCGCCGGACGACAAGCCCCAAAUCGACGGAAACAUGGAAGGAAACUCGCAAACGAAAAGUUCGAAAAAACGCAACAAGAAGAAACAACACCAACCGGAAAACGAAGCCGAACUGUUAUCAAACUUCACCAAGCCGCUGAACACCAUCUCGAUCCAGGGCCUGCGCGCCGCCAUGGAGGCCCUCACCAUGAACCAGAAGCCGGCCAAGACCCCCGAGGAGGCCCUCACCAAGUCCUACCAGUUCUGGAACACCCAGCCCGUGCCUAAGAUGGACGAGAAGAUCACCGUCAACGAGGCCAUCGAGCCCGACCGCCAGGUGGCCGAGAUCCGGGCGGAGCCCUACAGCCUGCCCGACGGCUUCGCCUGGGACACCCUCAACCUGGACGAGCCCCUCGUGCUCAAGGAGCUCUACACGCUGCUGAACGAGAACUACGUCGAAGACGACGACUGCAUGUUCCGCUUCGACUACCAGCCGGAGUUCCUCAAGUGGGCCCUGCAGCCCCCCGGCUGGCGCAAGGACUGGCACUGCGGAGUCCGAGUUGUUAAAAGCGGGCGACUUGUCGGGUUUAUCUCCGCUAUUCCAGCAACGUUGAAAAUUUACGAAAAAACGCAGAAAAUGGUCGAGAUUAAUUUUCUCUGCGUGCAUAAGAGAUUGCGCUCGAAGCGAGUCGCUCCGGUUCUGAUCCGGGAGAUUACGAGACGGGUUCAUCUCACCGGACUUUUCCAGGCGGUUUACACGGCUGGAAUUGUUUUACCGAAACCGGUGGGCACGUGUCGGUAUUGGCACAGAUCGCUCAAUCCGAAGAAACUAAUCGAAGUGAAAUUCUCACAUUUGUCCAGGAAUAUGACGAUGCAACGGACACUCAAACUUUACAAAUUGCCUGAUAGUCCAAGGACGCCAGGGUUUAGGAAAUUGACCGAAGCUGAUGUGCCCCAAACACACAAACUUUUGACUCAAUAUUUGCGGAAGUUCGACUUGUCUCCCCUUUUCACCGAAGAGGACUUCGUGCACUGGUUCCUCCCUCGGCCCGAUAUCGUGGACAGUUUCGUGGUGGAGAAAGGGGGCAAAGUGACCGACUUCGUCAGCUACUACACGCUCCCCUCCACAGUGAUGCACCACCCGGUUCACACAAGUUUAAAGGCGGCGUAUUCGUUUUACAACGUUUCGGGGGAAACCCCCUGGGUGGAUUUGAUGAAUGACGCGUUAAUUUCGGCGAAACAGUCAAACUUCGACGUUUUUAACGCCUUGGAUCUGAUGGAUAAUCGCGAGUUUUUGGAGACGCUCAAAUUCGGGAUUGGAGAUGGAAAUUUGCAAUAUUAUUUGUACAAUUGGAAGUGUCCGAGCAUGGCACCGCAUCGGAUGGGUCUAGUCUUGCAAUAAAUUUAAGAUUCCAAAGUGAAUUCUGAGUUUUCUUUCCGGUUUUUUAGCAUUAUCAAGCGAGAGGUGGCGCACGGUUGAGAUGACGGUUUAUUUUGUAUGGUUUUGUUCUUUUGUUGAAUAAAAAUGUACAAGGUU